Molecule: messenger RNA, 2794 nt
Organism: Myxocyprinus asiaticus (Chinese sucker)
Lineage: Eukaryota; Metazoa; Chordata; Actinopteri; Cypriniformes; Catostomidae
Gene: asb13a.2
Product: ankyrin repeat and SOCS box containing 13a, tandem duplicate 2
Exons: 6
Coding region: 246-1109 (287 amino acids)
Biological process (GO): protein ubiquitination; positive regulation of protein catabolic process; intracellular signal transduction
Molecular function (GO): protein binding
Source: RefSeq, a predicted model, not a curated record
GGGAAUAAUAGCCAUUUUCUAUAAGCUAUUAGGAAAUAACACCUACCCAGAAAAUAAAUAAAUGUUACACUGUGUUAUAUGCGAUUGUUGCACACAGUAAACUACAACUCCCAGCGUUCACAGUGAAACGUCAUCAUGACCAUGUGACAUACAUGCCGCAUUUGUAAACACCACUUGAUUCCUGCUUUGUUCUGUUCGCUAUUUUUUGUUUGGUUUAUAUGGUACUAAUAUGAAUUAAAACAAAGAUGGAGGUGGAAACAGCACGACCUUAUUUUUUCGGUGACAUUGGGUUGUUUGUGUGUGUAUUAGGUUUCUGGGCAGAGAGGACAGAAGUUCAUAAGGCUGCAUAUCAGGGUCAGGUGUCUGUGCUGCAGAGUUUAAUUCAGAGUGGAGCUUCAGUCAAUAUUGUGGCUGUAGACUCCAUCACCCCUCUCCAUGAGGCUGCUACACGGGGACAAACGCAGUGUGUGAGACUGCUGCUGGAUGCAGGGGCACAGGUUGAUGCAAGGAAUGUGGAUGGCAGCACUCCACUGUGUGAGGCAUGCUCCAUUGGGAACUUUGAGUGUGUGAGGCUUCUUCUGGAGUAUGGAGCAAAAGUUAACCCAACCCUUACCUCACGGACCACCUCCCCUCUACACGAGGCCUGCAUGGGAGGUAAUGAAGAUUGUGUAAAGUUAGUGAUAGCUAAAGGAGCCAGUCUGGAGGCCUAUGACCUGUACUAUGGUACCCCACUACAUGUAGCAUGUGCCAGCCAACACCUGGAGUGUGUCAAGGUGCUACUGAAUGCAGGUGCGCGAGUGAAUGCUGCUAGGCUGCAUGAGACGGCCUUGCACCACGCAGCAAAGGCCAACAAUGUGGACAUGAUUGAGCUGCUGGUGGAGUUCGGGGCCGACAUUUAUGCCCGAGACAAACACGAUAAGAAGCCAGUCGACUACACAAGGCUGAACACGCCCUCUGCACACUGUCUUCGGCUUUGUGAAAGUAAUCCUCUGUCUCUGCAGCAGUUGAGCCGUAUCACUAUUAGGACAGUUCUGGGCACUAGAGCUCUGGACGUGGUGACCAAACUCAACAUACCAAACCGUAUUAUUAGUUAUCUCUUAUACCAAUGAAAUCCUCAUGCCAAGACACUGUGGAAAGAUGGAACUCUCAGAGCUUUUUACCUCAGCUGCACAAAAAAUGUGAACAACAAUAAAUAUAAGUAAUAUCAGCACUUUACCACAUUAUAGGUGAAGUGUGUGAUUUUUUUCGAUGUUACAAUAAUUUCUCCUAUCCCAGUUUAAAGUGCAGAGACAACUAUAAGUAAGCCUUUCAUCGGUUGAUUUCCCGAAGUGUGUAAACACUGUUCUGUAGCGAUAUCAAAACAUUGCUAUGUUUGUUUGAGCAGACCGACUUGUCGACAUCUGGCUCAGCCCAUAUGUGAGUUUGGAGAAGGACUUCAUGUUUGACUGAAAACUAGAAAAUGUUUGAGAAACUAGUUUGGAAACAAUCAUUAUUUUUAAUUACACACUUCAUGUUCAAGUAACUGAAGCACAGUAUAUUAAAUAGUAAGUAGGAAGCUUAAAAUUCCUUCACAUGAGUUCAGUGACUCAGCACUUCUUAACAAAGCACUCUAGCAUUGGAUGUAAGAUAUGUUGUUCUAAUGCAUUCCUACUGUAAUGUGAAUUUAAAGGAAUGUUCUGGGUUCAGUACAAGUUAAGCUCAAUCAACAGCAUUUGUGGUAUAAUGUUGAUUGCAACAAAAAAUAAUUUUCACUCGUUGCUCCUUUUCUUAAAAAAAAUAAUAAUAAAAUAAGCAAAAAUUGAGGUUAUAGUGAGGCACUUACAAUGGAAAUGAAUGGGGCCAAUUUGAGGGUUUAAUGGCAGAAAUGUUUAGUUUAUAAUUUUAUAAAAGCACUUAAUUCUUCUGUUAAAACUUAUAUUAGUCAUUUUAAUGGUUGUUUUAGGGUUUACGGCAUUAGGUUGUCAUAGCAACGUAGUUGUAAACAAAAAUAAGGUUAGUACCUGAUUUUGUCACACUAAAAUCAUGUUAAAAUGCAUAUUAUUUACGUCUUGUGGCUAUACUUUUGAAAAAGUGUGUAAUUUAACAUAUACAGAUUGACCCCUAUUCACUUUCAAUGUAAGUGCCACACUGUAACACAGAUUUCUUUUUUCUUUUUUUUUUUUUUUUUUAAGAAAAGGAUGGAUAAGUUAAAAUAUCUGCGUUGAGAAAAUAGCACAUUUAAUCUGGCAGCUGUCCAGGACCUGCUCUGACUAUUAAGUGAAGUCCAGGAAAACAGCAGUACAUUAGUCGCUCAGACGACAGACUCUUUGCAUGUGCACAACACUCAAUUGAGUAGUUAUGAGCGUGUGAACAUCCGCAACGAUGCUCUCCAGAUGUCAAAAUGACAAUGAGAUUUCAUUCAUUGUACAGCAGGUGAACAUACCGGCUUAGGCAAAGGGCUAAACUGAGCAUCUAUUACAGGGGUGAUAUUGCACAGGCAUGGGAAAGGCUGCCAUGCAUAUUAUGACAAGCACCUUGAGUUACACCACUGUUGUUGCACAUUAAUUGUCUGUGCUUCAAAGUAGUGAUGCCAUGGUUACAUGAUUUCAGCGGUGACCAGAAGCCAAUGUAGGACAGUGUUGUUCUGUAGAAUCGUGGAAUUGGUGUAACAGUCUACAGAAAAAUAUGCUGCAAUAGCUCUCUCAUUUCUUGCAGUGUGUUUUCUAGCAAUUUACCAUCUAUAGUAGAGUCUCAUCAUUUACUCACCUUCAUGUCAUUCCAAACCCAUAUGACUUAAUUUCUUGUCUGGAACACA